AUCGCGCGGGCGUAUUUUCCGAAAACUCAUAUUUCCGAUUUUUUUUCCUUUCUCCUUUCGCCUUUAUUUAGUAAUUAUUUAAAUCAUAAUAAUGAGGUUUCUUGUUUUAAGGAUUCUCUUCACAACGUUAAUGAUUGGUAUCGCUGCUUCGAAUACACAUUUGAAGCAAAACCACACAGCAUUAAGCAACAGGGCUUGUACACUGAUAGGGACUAAUAAAGCUUUGUGUUUUAAAUCUGGUCACGAGUUGGUGUGCACUAGAGGGUUCACCAAUGAUUGGUUGACAGGAGUAAGGCACGAAAUAAUAAGUUUAAAGAUAGUGGAUUGGCCGGGUAGUUGUUUUAACGUGAAUCGCUUGGAGUAUCAUUACCCUAACUUGAGAGAAUUUGGCUUUUUCAACAGCACGCUCAUCACCAAGCUUAAAGGACGCUUCACCGCAGUAAGCAGAAUUGAGAAGUUCUCAGUGCACGGCUUGACAUCGCUAUGGGAAGUUCCUGCAGAAAUGGUUUCACAAAUGUCACAACUAAAGGUUAUUGACCUACGAAGCAAUGUGCUUAGACACCUAAAAGCACCCCUAUUACAAGGGCCAAGUAAAUUAGAAAAGGUCUACUUGAGUGAUAACAAGUGGGAUUGCAGUGAUGGUGGUCUCGAUUGGCUUGCCAUGGAACACGAGAAUGGUACCAUAAGACGAAUGAUUGUUGAUUAUUAUCUACUGGUGUGUCAUCAACAGCUUUACAGAGGAAAGCCUUUACACAAAGUCAUGGAUAUCAUAAAAAUGGUACGCGAAACUUGUCCACAGCCCUGCUUAUGCGCAAUGACUCAUGUAGUGACUGACCGAGCUGGUGGUAUCAUUCCGUUGAUCACAGUAGGCUGUGCGAAUAAGAAACUAACAGUUCCACCUACAACUUUACCACCUAGUGCAACAACUUUAAGAUUGGAAGGAAAUAAGUUAAAUACAAUUAGAUCAUUGGUUCAGGAGCCUCAAUAUAGAAAACUUAUGGAUUUAUAUUUGGACAAUAACAGUAUUCCUGCUGUUAAAGAGUUGGAAGGUUCUGAAUGGUUCACCACUUUCAGAGUACUGAGUCUACGAGGGAACUUUUUGAAACAGAUACCAGUUUAUGCCUUUGACAAAGCAUUUCAAGCGAAUAAUAAUAUAAUGGGCGUAUUUCUCGGGCAGAAUCCGUGGCGAUGCGAUUGUCACUUUAUUCCCCGUUUUCAAGCUUUGCUACUCAAAUAUAAAAGGAUUAUUCGAGAUUUAUCUGAUAUAAGAUGCUCGAAGUCGGAAGAUAAGACGAUUUCACAAGUACAAAUAAGCACGAUGCCACUGGGAAACGUUUGCGGACGAACCGAGACGAAGUUGAUGCCAAUAAGUUCGAUUAACAUUGUGAAUUUAGUACUUAGUUUUCUCAUAUUUAUCAUUAUUGGGAGAUUUCUAUACGACUGGCAUCAUUUUAGAACCACAGGGAAGUUACCAUGGCUAUCUUCCAUACUUCCUUGAAAUUUGCCGUAAGUAAAUGAAAGAAAAAUUGUGCAUACAUUUGUGAAUUUCCAUUUCCGUCUACAUAAUAAUUGUAUGAUACCAUAAUCACAACAUUAGCUCAAAUACAGGGAUCGUAAAGAUAAUUUGACUCCGCCUGAUAUUUUCUCGUAGUCUUGGAAAUACAAGUUUAAAGUUAUGGCAAAGUCGAAAUAAUAUGAUAAUAUGCUAUUAAGACUACGGGCUGGAUAAUAUAACAGGUUACAUAUAUUCAGUACUUUAUAUUAAAAUAAUAUUAUUUAGUUGUAUAUUUACAUUAAGAUAUUGCUGUAAACCCGGAUUUAAUGAUAUCCCUCAAUCAUAUGUCUUUUUUAAAUAUUACAUAAGGUUUAAGCUGACCCCUUAAAUGAGUCUAAUUUCUGAAUAUUAACUUUACCAACUAAAUUGAAAAUUCACCAGACCAUGACCACAUAUUUAUAUUAAAUGUUUAUUAAUUUAAGAUUUGAUUAUUUGAAUAAAGUAGAAUUAAAACCCAUAUAUUCUAUUUUUCAGUAUGUGAUGUCUUGAAAAGCAAUCUUUAAAGAAUUACAUUGUUUUAUUUUAGUUAGCUUUGCUUCAGGCCAAAUUAAUUGAAGUUUGGCGUUGCGACUAAUGACUAGUGAUUGUCAUUUUUAAUCUCACAUUGAAGUAUAGAAGGCGUUUUUAUUGGUAUUUAUAAAUUUAAUUCAUAUUAUAAAGAAAUUAUAUAUUUAAGGUAAGUGGAAGCGCCACCUUUUGCAUAAUCUUUGUACUAAUGUAAUAGUAAGGUUUGCGUCACUGUAUUUUUACUCAGGCAAUGUCUCUUAGCAUUGUUGUUUACUCAAUACGCGUAUAGAUGUCGCUUUUUUCCACUGACAGUUGCACAAUAUAAUAAUUAUAUUCUUUAUUGAAAUAACAUACGGCGAACCCAAAAUAUUAUUUUUAUCAUGUUGAAUGUGUAGUUUUAGUAUAUAUAUAUCCCGGGAUUUUAAACAUUUAUAAAUAUUUUUUUUUAACCAAAGGACACAUCUCUGUAGUCUCAUUUUUAACCGACAUAUGAAUUACUGAAUAAACGGAUGGAGGAGAAUAUCAAGUCAACGCGUAUUUUUUAACACAGCAAUAACACAAAUUGACGGGAAGAGACAAAUGUUUACUUAAGUUACACACUCAUUAUGCACUCUGCAUUUAUACAAAUUUUAUCACGUUGCUCUUUAUAUACAAUAAUUUGUCUAGCUAAAAUAUAAUUGUCGCUCUGUAUUUGUACAUAAACACUGAGAAAAGUGUACGCAACCGAAUUAGCAAUAAAGUAAGAAUUAUUUACGCUGUUGAAUAAUAAAGUUAACAAAACAAAGUUACAUUUAUGUAUGCACAAAACAUUUAAAAAUAUAUUCGUGUAGCUGUUCGUAUUGAUGGCGUAUCAAUAAAUCUUAGACGAAUGUAAGCAGAUGCCAGCAAAUAUAUCCUUCCAGAGUGCUGACUCAGCGAAAUCAUGAAUUGUGUGUUAAUAUUUGCCGACGUAGCUUUAAGGUAAUGUGAUUAAUUGUAAUUGUCUAGAUAUAGUGUUCGUCUUGAUACUUGAUAACGUAGAUUGUAUUUAAUUUUAUAUAAAUUGUUAAUAAGAGGGUUUUCC
Pieris brassicae (large cabbage white) is the source of this 3125-nucleotide messenger RNA. It is a transcript of the gene swi2, whose product is annotated as protein singed wings 2. The record is from RefSeq and is a predicted model, not a curated record. Lineage: Eukaryota; Metazoa; Arthropoda; Insecta; Lepidoptera; Pieridae. Bases 92 to 1498 code for a protein of 468 amino acids. Gene Ontology annotation, cellular component: plasma membrane. The transcript has 9 exons.